Messenger RNA from Oldenlandia corymbosa var. corymbosa, 7925 nucleotides. The record is from the annotation of a GenBank genome assembly. Lineage: Eukaryota; Viridiplantae; Streptophyta; Magnoliopsida; Gentianales; Rubiaceae.
UCAUCAUCAUCUUCUUCUUCUUCAUCAUCAUUCUCUUUCCUCUUUUUCUUCUGUGAUUCUUCGAUAACCCCACCUCCUUCUUUCUUGCCCUAUUAAACCCCACAACAAAUUCGUACAAAACCCCGUUUUGCUCGUUCUUCAAAUUUUGGUGUUCUUCUCGUUUGUUGUUUUAUAAUCGGACUUUGCCUUGAUGAAGGCGGAAGGUGAACCUCCAUCACGACAAGUAAUUACGAAGUUCGGUGCGUUUGAUUCUUGAAAAAAGAAACCCUAAAAUGCUUAAUUUUCUGUUUCUUCCAUAGACAAAGUAGUAAGGUGCUCAGUUUAAUCGGGGCUCGGUGGGGGAAGAGGAGAACCGCGAGGAUGUUUCCGUGGAACAUCGCCAAGUCGGCGGAGGCGAUGUUCUCGCGGUGGGCAAUCAAGAGAGUUUGCAAGUUUUUGUUGAAGAAGAAAUUGGGCAAAUUCAUACUUGGUGAUGUUGAUCUUAACCAGCUCGAUGUUCAGCUCUCCGCCGGGACAGUUCAGCUCAAUGAUCUUGCUCUCAACGUGGAUUAUAUUAAUCAAAAGUUUGGUGCAAAUACAACGGUCAUUGUAAAAGAAGGAUCAAUUGGCUCUUUGAUGUUAACAUUGCCAUGGAGAGGUGAUGGUUGUGGAAUUGUAGUGGAUGAACUUGAGCUUGUGAUUGCUCCCUGUGGGGAAAAUGUAUUCUGUGAUGGUUCAGAAACCUGCACUUCUGCUCAAGAGAACAACAGUUAUGCAAACCAUGUAUCAGGAAGGGCUGAAAAGGAGGUAGCCACUGAUAGUUUGAGAAGCACUUCUGUGGAAGUUCAUGAAGGAGUUAAAACCAUAGCCAAUAUGGUGAAAUGGUUGCUCAGCAGCUUUCAGGUGACGGUGAAGAAACUAAUCGUUGCAUUUGAUCCCUGCACAAUAGAGAAAAAGAGUAGUAAAUUUUGUCGGACGUUGGUUCUCCGAAUUGCUGAAGUACAAUGUGGCACAAGUAUUUCUGAAGAUGCUCAUUUAAUCAACGGAGACAGGGACAACAUCAUUGGCUUAAGUCGAUUGACCAACUUUGUAAAGUUUCAAGGAGCAGUGCUUGAAUUUCUACAAAUUGAUGAUGUGCAGGAACAGGCUGCUUAUGCUUCGGAUACCACAUUUAGUGAAUGGUUUUCGCACUGCUGUCAAUCAACUGCGAUGACUCCAAUCAUUACUGGAAAAGAUGGCGGCUUUUCAGGAAGCCUGAAAUUAAGCAUACCUUGGCAAAAUGGUUCCUUGGAUAUCCGGCAAGUAGAUGCAGAUGCUUAUGUUGAUCCUUUGAAAUUAUACUUUCAGCCAAGCACUGCUUUGUGUAUUAUGUAUUUGUGGCGCAUCUUUAAAGACACUGGCUCCAGCGGGGUGUGCCAAAUGCUUUCGAAAACUACAGAUUCCGUCUGUGACAAUGCAGCAUCUACUUAUCAUUCUACAAUGCAAGCUCCGGAUUCACUUAAUUCUGAUGUGGUGGUACAUGGAAAUGAUAAAUCGGUCUUAAAAUGCAGUUCUUUUGUUGCGGAAGACUGUAGACCAAAAGCGCUACUCUCAGAAUCUCAUCUCAUCUCAGAUUGGAUAGGCAGAAGCCAGAAAGACACAACUUAUGUAGAACCUGAUUUUGGGGCCAGUGUGGACCAGUUUUUUGAAUGUUUGGAUGAAUUAAGAAGCUCGCAGUCAGCUUUGGGAAACAGCGGAGUAUGGAAAUGGACCUCUUACAUCAGUGCUUUGACUGCUGCAACCAACCUUGCGUCUGGAUCUUUGCACAAACCAGCUGUACAGCAGCAUGUUGAAACCAACUUCAAGGUGAAUAUUGCCCACAUAUCUCUUCUUUUCUCUUUCUUUGAUGAAGAGUUUGAGUAUUCCUGUCCAACCGAGACUUCUGCGGCAAGUGCUGGGCACAAAUCUCAUUAUCUGGAGAUGAACAUCUGGGACCUGCUCCUCCUAUUCCGGGUAUGUCCUAAAGAGAUGAAUCUGGAGGCUACCAUUCAUCAUGUAGAGUUGGAUGAUCACUUUUCUUCCUUGGAGAUCGAUCCGAAAAGUCAGGUUGAUUUUAUUCGAAGGGGGCAAGAAGCUAUUCAAGAUGCUAUUACCCCAUCUAGCGUGCCAGGUGGACGUGCUGGAGUUUCUAAGAACAAGGCUAAUGAGAUGGACCAUCCCAUGGAUAAUGCUGUGAACGUGUCUUUGCUUAAAACUUCUGGCAUCAGCCGAUGCCAAGUUACUGUUGAUAUUGUUAGUUCUGAGCGAUUUGUUUUGGGGCCAAUAUCUUUUACGUUGAAGCUGCCACCAUUUGUAUUCUGGGCUAAUGUUAGUCUUCUCAGUGAGGUUUCAAAUGUUUUGAAAGAACUUGGAUCUCAUGAGAUGGUUCUUACAAGGAUGAAUGAAAGCAUUAGUGCAUCUGAUCAUGUCUCGUCCACGAGUACAACUGAAAGCCUGCGGGGAAAUAUAAUCCUUGAAAGCGGGAGGAUAAUGCUUAUGGAGGAUUAUUCUUCUUUUGAUCAAUUAAUUUCUCUUGAUUUCUCUUCUCCAGUUUGGGACCAUAAUGCUGAGGCCUCUCAACCUGCCCGUGCCUCUGGCGCUGCAAAAGGAUAUUCACUACAAAAAACCCGCUCCUUGAACUUGAGUUGGGGAACUCUUUCUGCCUACCUGAUUACCUCUGAUCCUGAGGAGAAUGUUGGAAUUGGAACAUCUGGUAUCCCCAACUUUUUUGCUCAAAAUUUUUUGUCAAUUUCUGAUGGAAACAGCCGCUUUUCUACCGUUAAUAUAUCCUGGCAGGAUGGUGCUUCGACUGGUCCUUGGAUAACUAAGAGAGCCAAGCUUCUUGCUACGGCAGAGAAUUUGAAGAAUGGAGACAGAUUCAUGGGGAAGGAUUGUGAGUGUACUUCUGUAACGAAUGUUAAGGGAAUGAAAGACUUUGAGAAGCAUGCAAGACAAGCAAUUGUUCUCAGCUCAGGAUUUUUGGUACACGCACAGUUUUCUCCUGUUGUUGUUAGGUUGGGAAAGGCUGAGUACGAUAGCCUAAUUCAUUUCCUGCAUAAGUUGAUUGAUUGUUUGCCGCCUUUGGCCUCUGAUUCUGUGAAUGAAGUAACUACUCUAUCUCAAGGAUCUAUCUUAGUGGAUUGUGAUUCUGUAGAGAUUGCGAUCUCAAUGGACGGAUCGACCAGUGAGAAAAGUCCUCUCCAGAAGGAGCUUUCUGGUUCUUGGCAUAGUUUUAGACUCAAAGUUCAGAAGUUUCAGUUGCUUUCUGUUUCAAAUAUAGGUGGAAUUGAAAAUGCUAGCUUUCUCUGGGUAUCGCAUGGAGACGGCAGUUUGUGGGGUUCAGUUACAGGGGUUUCUCGCGAAGAGCUACUUCUCAUCUCUUGCUGCAACUCAGCCCGAGGGCGUGGUGAUGGACAAGGUUCUAAUCUUUUAUCUCCCAGGCUCUCAGGAUCUGAUAUUGUACACUUUUGGGAUCCAGUGGACCUCCACAGUUACAUGUCCAUUGUUGUGAGUUGUGGGACAGUUGUUGCAACUGGUGGUCGUGUAGAUUGGUGGGAUACACUAUCUUCCUUUUUCACUUUGUCCUCACGCGACCUUGAAGAAGCAGGUGACAACAAUCUGCCGAAAGAGGAUUCUGAAAGAAGUUCACCUUCUACUACAUCCUUUGUUCUUAAUCUGGUGGAUGUUGGUUUGUGUUAUGAGCCGUACUUUUGUGACUAUGCUAUUGAUGAUGGUUCUGAUGCAGUAUCUCCCUCCACUUCGAUGAACAAAAUUGUAAAUGAACGCUAUUUUGCCUGUCUAUUAGCUGCAUCUUCAUUCACAAUUUCAAAUACAAGUGUGUGCAAUUCAUCCGUUGGUGAAUACGAAAUCAGGGUGCAAGAUUUGGGUCUGCUUCUUUGUCCUGUAUCAGAUCUGAAGCUUGUUGGGGCUAGCUACAAUGUGAAAAAUCUUAGCAAGUUUGGUCAUGUUAAAGUGGCUCACGUGGCACGUAUUGAAGCACUUUUAAGAAUUUUUUCCAAAGAGGAGGAACCUGCAUGGGAAGUAGAAUCACCAGGUUUAGACAUUGUUAUAAAUACUUGUUCUGAUACCACUUCUGGUCUUGUUCGUCUGGGUGCCCAACUCCAGCAGCUUUUUGCACCUGACAUUGAAGAUGCUCUCAUUCACCUGCAAAGCAGAUGGAAUAAUGUUCAAGAAGCAAAUGGGGAUGCUGAAAAUGGAACCGUCAGUGAUGAGGCUCCUUUGUCAGAUUCUGAGGGUUAUAUGGGGAUGCAGGGUAAUCAAUGCACAGGCAACCUGAUGGAAGAAAUCUCUGAAGAUGCAUUUCAGCUAGUCGGAAAGUCGGUUGGCCAAAGUGAUUGUAAUGAUGCAGAUGUUUUUGUGGCAUUCAAUGAUAACAUUCUUGGUGAACCAAGUAGCAUAAGUGCCAAAGAUGGUGAAAAUUUCGCUGGCUGUUUCCCUUUUAGCGGGACAGUCCCAUUUGUUGGAUUUGAAAAGUGUGAAUCCUCUUCCCAACAUGGCAAGGUACCAGAAUUAAUAGAAGAAUAUUUCUUGUCUGAUCUACGCCCUUUAUCCGACCUUGCGAUAAAAAGUGAGUCAUCGAAUGGUAGUCUUAAAUGUAGAGCUGGUAUUGUGGGCAAUGGAGAUGUGCAAAUUAGAGACAAUGGAUGGUAUGGAAACACCAUAGUACAAAUUUUAGAAAACCACAUUUCAGAGGAAAGCAAUCAAGCAAAUAUGCUCCAAGUUGAGGAUUCUGAGUCCUCCAGUAGUUGCACUGGGCCCGAAGAUUAUGCUAAAGUCAAGGGGCGCGUACUUCUUAAAAACAUCAAUGUUGUUUGGAGAAUGUACGGUGGUUCUGACUGGAAAAACUUUCAAAAGAGUUGUGAUGAUUACAGCUCUGGACGAGAUACAACUACUUGUUUGGAGGUCUUAUUAUCAGGGAUACGAAUCCAAUAUGAUAUGCUCCCUGAAGGUGGAAAUUGUGUUUCUAGGCUUUCUGUUAGUGUUCAGGAUUUUUUCUUGAAUGAUAAUAGCCAAAAUGCACCGUGGAAACUGGUGCUUGGUUAUUAUCAGUCAAAGGAUCGCCCUAGAAAAUCUUCUGCAAAAGCUUUUAAGAUGGAUUUAGAAUCUGUCAGACCGGAUCCUUUGACGCCUCUGGAGGAAUAUCGGUUGCGUGUUGCUAUUCUUCCAAUCCGUUUACAUCUCCAUCAAAGCCAGCUCAAUUUUCUCAUCAAUUUCUUUGGUGGGCAAAGUUUACCUGUUAAGCCAUCUGAUGAUACCACUUAUGAUAUGCAUGUGGGAGAAAAACAGAGGGGGACUGUGAAUGUUGGUCACUUUACAAUCAUUGAGGAGGCCUUGCUUCCCUAUUUUCAGAAAUUCGAUAUAUGGCCUGUCCUUAUCAGAGUCGAUUAUAGACCUUCACAUGUUGAUUUAGCGGCGUUGAGAAGUGGGAAGUAUGUGGAACUGGUUAACAUAGUUCCUUGGAAGGGUGUGGAGUUACAGCUCAAACAUGUGAGUUCACUAGGGAUAUAUGGUUGGGGUUCUGUGUGCGAAAGAGUACUUGGGGAAUGGUUGGAAGAUAUCUCUCAAAAUCAGAUUCAUAAACUGCUGAAAGGACUCCCUCCUAUUCAGUCGUUGGUAGCAGUUGGUUCUGGUGCUAAAAAGAUGUUUACACUGCCGGUGAAAAACUACAAAAAGGAACGGAGACUUAUUAAGGGAGUUCAAAGGGGGACGAUUGCUUUUAUGAGAAGUGUAUCUGUUGAAGCAAUUGGUCUUGGAGUACAUUUGGCUGCAGGUGCUCACAACAUUCUCCAUCAGGUGGAAUGUAUACUUGCAAGCAUUCCGCCAUCUUUACCAUCCUGUCCUGCAGAAAGCCGGGGAAAGAGAGACGUGAGGUCAAAUCAACCAAAGGAUGCCCUACAAGGAAUGAAACAGGCUUAUGGGAGUAUCAGUGGCGGGCUUAGUAAGUCUGCUUCUGCCUUAAUACGGACUCCUCUGAAAAGAUAUCAAUCGGGAGAUGGUAUUGGUUCUGCUCUGGCAACAGCUGUUCAAGCAGCCCCUGUAGCAGCCGUAGCUCCAGCUUCUGCAACUGUGCGUGCUGUGCAGUAUGCACUUCUUGGUAUGAGAAACAGCCUUGAUCCAGAGCACAAGAAAGAGUCUUUGAAGAAAUACCUGGGCUCGGCUCCCCGAAGGGAAUUCUUGUAAUAUAGGUGUGUACAGAGAUUUAGGCCGAGGAAUCCUAACCGUGCAGAGACAGAGACAGCUGCCUCUGCAUGGAAAUGUAGAUAUCAAGUGUGAAUAGUCCUUUUCUUUUUCCCCCUGGUCACCACUAAGCCGAGCCUAAAGGUCACAGAAAUAGACCCUUGUGAUAUAUUCCCUCUUGUAUUGUAUAGCUUACUUAAUAGUGUGUGUACAUAUUAGUUCUUCCUUGAGCAGCAUAGCCAAUUUUUUCAAAAUGUAAAUAGAUCUCUGCAUGGUUUCAAUUUUAUUGAAUGUCCCUGAAUGGGCAAUUGUAAAUAGAUUACCAAUUCUUUGAUUCAGCGAAUUAGCUCCUUUUUCCUUGGGUUUGUAUAGUAAGUACUCCAUCUUGUGACUCAUGUAAUAUAAAUUCUUGCUUUGAAAUUUGAAUAUUCUCAUCCUUUAGCCAUUCUAAUUCUAGACUGCCUCUAUCCCGGAUGGAGUAUAUCUUCUUACCAGGUUGAGUUUUUAUCACGGUUUACUGAAUGUGCUUCAACUGUGGAAGUCAAUACAACCUUUCAUUGUUGAAUUUAAAGGCCACAUGUGGUUCACUUUCAAGAUUCUUAUUUUGGACAAAUUAGUGGCUUAUGAAGCAAUCAACUAAGGACGAUUUUAAUUAAGGUGGAUGUUAAGGUUUGCGUUGCUGCAAUAAGUACUGAACUUUGUGAUUCUACAAAGUGAAGAGAGGACCCAAAAACACAAUUCCAAGUUUCCAACAGCAAAAACGACAGAAAGUGCAUUGAUCUGUUUCAGCAACAAGGCAUAAGCAAAAAAGUGGAAAGGAUUGAUGACAAUGCUAAAUUUGUACAAACACCACAAACAGGAAACAGUUAUCAAGCUUAGAUUUAUGCACACUAUAAUCUCUGGGCUUCUGAUCUAUAUUUAUCAGAAUUUCUCUUCCAUUUGUCAACUUGUUCAUCGAAAAGCUCAAUGAAAAGUACUACUACUGAUGCCAUCCAGUGUAAAUCCAAAAAACGGAAUUCCAUAUUAUUCACCUGAAACUUCACAUAGAUGGAAUGCAUCAAUCGUCAAUGCUCCCCGAAUGAAAAAGUUGUGGCGGUUUCAUCAAUACUUUCAAGAACAAGUUCAUGAGGAACAUUAAUCUUAUCAAAAGAUUUUCUGGGCACAUGAUGAAUAUGAGAUCUCUUCAGGCCUAAACGCUCUUUCCACCUGCUCAUCCCUUUGGUGACUCGAGGUGAAGCGCCAUCCGUAAGAUCAUCAUCAUCGUCGGCUAGGAGUUCAUCCCUUAUGGUGGUUUUGGUAGCAGAGUUCUUAGUAGGCAUAAGUUUGCCCUUGAAGAAGACCUCAUCAGCAGGAAUCAUGUUGUAACCGGAGACAGAAAACUCGAAGUCGGAAGAAACAGGGGCUUCUCUGUAGCUGUUUUCAUGCUUGAUGGGGUACUGCGAAUCAGCAAAGUCAUUGGAGAAAGAGAUUCUUGGCCCCAUUGUGGAAUGGAUGCCGCCCUGUUGGUCAUUGUUGUACAUGUUUAAGCAUGCCAUGGACACUGGAAACUGAAACUAGGCUAAUUUGAUGCACCUCCCAGGGAAGUUUCUGCUGGUUUUUUUUAGUGUGUGUGUGUUUGUGAGAUUAAUAUGCUUCACAUGACUAACUGUCUUGAGUUCACAGUAUUAUAUAGGGCGGGGUUGUAAGAAAUUUCUUGUUUAGAAUUCAAAUUCUUGACUUUUGUUACACAC